Molecule: messenger RNA, 291 nt
Organism: Knipowitschia caucasica
Lineage: Eukaryota; Metazoa; Chordata; Actinopteri; Gobiiformes; Gobiidae
Source: the annotation of a GenBank genome assembly
AUGGACUGUUCAGGCAUCACUGACGCACGUGGAGAGCGUGGCCACGAGAGGGCGCCAGAUAGACGUGAGUGGGUCAGUGGGGCAAAGACUGCGGACUUGGGACUUCUCUGCACAGGUGUUUCGUUUGGUCAAGAGCAGCCAACAUCAGAAAGGCAAACAGCUCCUCUGAGGAGGACAGACGUGUGGAGCGGCUCCUGUGGAGCACUGUCACCUCCAAAGAGCUGCACUCCCCUCCUGACCCUCAAGGAUUUCUAUCUGAAGCUUGGCUCCUUCCUCAGUCUGAGGCUAUGA